Messenger RNA from Astrephomene gubernaculifera, 1026 nucleotides. Lineage: Eukaryota; Viridiplantae; Chlorophyta; Chlorophyceae; Chlamydomonadales; Astrephomenaceae. The record is from the annotation of a GenBank genome assembly.
CCUCAGGGCUAAUGUAUUCAACUGCCAAUAUAUGUGUUAUGGGUGCGGCCCCUGAGCUUUGAGCUCGUAGCCGGUUGUGUAGCCGUGCAAGCAUAGCCACAGCCAAUCACUGAGGGCCUAAUAAACCAAGAAAGCUAAGCAACAUAAUUUGUAGCAGCCAUCGUGCCUAAGAAAACCAACCCACGUGUCCUAGGUCGCCUCGUGAAUUCACUUGCUGCUCAACCACUCAUUAGCCCGACCAACCCCUAAACACAACAACCCUGCCAGCGAAAUGUCGUUUAUGCAUCUGCAUACAAAAAGCGCCCUCCCUGUCGACAAGCGUCGCGCCUUCGGAACGCAUCCCCGUCCAUUCGCGCCAUGCCGCACAGCUCCAUCCUCUUCCCGCUCGCGCGCUGUUCGCCGCGUUCGUGCCUCCUCAGCUUCAUCUUCAUCUUCUGAUAGCUCCAACGACGCCGACGUCAUCGUAGUGGGGGCGGGUGUGGCAGGUCUCAAUUGCGCGGUGCGGCUGCAUGCCGCGGGCUUACGUCCGCUAGUGCUGGAGGCCAGCGACGGAGUGGGCGGGCGAGUGCGCACGGACGAGGUGGAGGGCUUCCUGCUCGACCGCGGCUUCCAGAUCUUCCUAACCAGCUACCCCGAAGCUCGUGCCGCGCUGGACCUGCCCUCGCUGCGCCUGCGCCCCUUCUACUCGGGCGCGCUGGUGCGCUGGGGCGGCGCCUUCCACCGCGUGGCGGACCCGCUGCGGCACCCGGUGGCGGGGCUGGCGAGUCUGGUGGGGGGUAACCCGGUGGGCAGCCCCACGGACAAGAUACGAGUGGGGCUGUUCAGGCUCAAGAGCCUGCUGGGCAGUGUAGAGGACCUGCUGGCGCGACCUGAGACCACCACUGAGGAGAGGCUGAAGGCCGAGGGCUUCUCCCCAGCCAUCAUCGACCGCUUCUUCCGCCCCUUCCUGGGCGGCAUCUUCUUCGACCGCAGCCUCUCCACCUCCUCGCGACUGUUCGAAUUCGUGAUGCGCUCCCUGGCGACCGG